AAGUUGUCUCUUGCCAUGACGCGCAUACAACUAUAAUUGUAAGCCAUAAAACUAGCUCUCUUGCACAACUUCUCCUUUACCGCGAGCAUGUCCACUACGAUUCCAUGACUUCGUACUAUCCCUACACUUCGCUUGGGGUGAAUACAACCUUAACUCUUGACGAUACCCUGAACGCGCGGAAAUGUUACAUGCGCGACGUGGUGAAUGGCGGAUUUCCUUACUCAAGGAAACUGGCAGUGCAUACCUCGUGUGUGAAUGCUGUAGUCUUCGCUAACGCAGAAGGGAGGUGGCUGGCAAGCGCAGGAGAUGAUCCAUUUGUAUACCUGUGGGACUUCUAUCAAGAUGAUUUGACCAAACCUGUUUGCGGGUAUGUAGGACACAGGGCCAACGUCUUCUCACUCGCUUUUUCCGCUACGAAUCACUUCCUUUUUGUCGGAGACACGGAUAGCACAAUAUGUAAACAUGACGUCUCUCGUUGGUCGUCGUGCUCGGCCACCCCAGGAAGACCUAUAGCAACAAUUGAACGACAUCGCGAAAGUGUACGGGCUUUAUCAUGUCAUCCCGAGAACGACGACUUGCUCCUCAGCGCAGGAGAUGAUGGUCAAAUUUUGCUUCACGACUUCAGGGCCGGCAACCAAUCCAGAGCCCAAGGUCAUUUGUUCGGCGGACCUGGGUUUACUGGUGUUCAAUACCAUCCGAUUAUGCCCAAUCUCUUCUUGACGGGCGAUUCGCUGGGAGAGGUCAUCUUGCGCGACAUCAGGAUGUCGUUUGAUUCAUAUACCCUUGAUCGACAAGGCGUUAUUCAAGAGUAUGUCACUGCGCUAUCCAAGAGACCUCUUGAACAUCUUAGUCGCGCGGAGGUGGGUAGUUUGACCUUUGAUAGAACUGGUUCCAAAUUGGCAGUUACAUUACUCCAUUACUUGCCUACCAUCUACGCGCUCAUGGAUCCGCAUCCUCUCGCUGUGUGCAGCGGAAGGAAUUCACCAGAUGGCACACCAAUACCUGAAGGCGAGCGAACAUAUUCUAAUUCGUGUACGAUCAAACAUGGAUCUUUCGGCGGACCAGGAUUAGACGGCGACGAAUACUAUUCUGCAGGGUCAGAUGAUUUCAGAGCAUACGUUUGGAGAAUACCUGACACGACAACUUUACUCGAAGCGCGUGAGAGAGUCGGCGUAAAAGAAUGGGAUGCUGAUGAGGGCCCAAGCAAAGCAGGAUUUACUUCCAACACAAGUAAAGCUCGCUAUAUACCCUUGGAGCUGUCAACACCGUUGUGUCGUCUUGGCGGCCAUAGGUCCAUUGUGAACUCCGCUCUGAUGCAUCCCCAUUGGCCGUUGCUUGUCACUGCUGGGGUUGAGCGACAUAUGACGCUUCAUAGUCCUUUUCCUUCUGCGCCCUGCGCCUCCAACAUGGCCCUGACACCGCACGAGGUACGAGCGUUGCCACCGUCGAACGAGGUCGAUCAUCGGCGUUUCGUCCAUGCUCUGAUUUCUGGGAGGCACACAGAGGAGGAGGAAGAUUUUGAUCAAGAAACUAUCGCAUUAUUUGACGAGAUCCUUCGACAAGAGGGUAACGGGGAUGUCUUUGAGAUUCGCCAAUUCCAUCCUGACUCUGAAGACGAAGAUGAGGACCAGGAGGAAGACGGCUCAAACGUGGAAUAAAUGGCGACCCAAUCGCUAUCCACUGGAUUACGUACAUACAGGCACCGUGGCUUGCCACAUUGGUCAGGUCCAUUUGCUAUUCAUGGAUUCACUGCAUUCAAGCUCCUAUGUGCUUGCUUUCAUCUCUGGUUGUUACUGGGCAGUUGAUUAGUGAGCGAAAUGGCAAUCUACUCUCUCAUCUGCAAAGAAUCUGACAAGUUAGCAGAUCAGAUCAUGCUUGCUAUGAAAGAGAAUGACAUAUUAUAUAAUUUGCUUAGUACUAUGAAGUAUGUGAAGCAAUUAUUAGUGCACAUGUAUGCAAUAAGGCCCACUGGAGACAACAUUUUCAAACUUAUCCAUUUACUGGAUGCCUUUUUAUAAUUCUUGAAAAAAAACAGUAGAAAAAUGUCUUAGAUGCUUGCUGACUAAGGAGCCAUUGAGUGAUAUCACAAUGUUGGAAUAGAGAUGUUUCUAUACCUUGAAUCCAAAAGAGGGAGAACUUUCCUUCCUUUCUAUUCUAGUUGUAAAUCUGAUAAAAAUUUAAUAAAGAAUACAGCAUUUUAUUCUCUGCUAUUUACUUAUUGGUUCUUGUAAUUUGGCAUUGACUAUAGCAUAUCUAUUUUACAGAUCUUAUCACCACUCAUA
This is a messenger RNA of Somion occarium, 2282 nucleotides long. NCBI's taxonomy places the organism in Eukaryota, Fungi, Basidiomycota, Agaricomycetes, Polyporales, Cerrenaceae. The record is from the annotation of a GenBank genome assembly.